AUGUCGAACAAGCGCGUCCGGGGUCUCGCCAUCCAUCGCCCCAUCCUGUACGGCUCCACCUCGACGCCUCUCACACCCGCAGAGAAGCUCGCCGCGCCGCCCGACCACACCCACAAGUGGACCGUCGCCGUUCGAAGCGCCGCCUCCCACCCGCUGCCCUCGCUCUCGACCAUCUCGGGUCUCGCCGCCAACAAUGCCAACGUCGACCCGGGCUCCGAGCUCGCUGCUGCCAGCGCCGCCAACGCUGCUGCCGGUACGCCCAGCACCGCCGCACCCGCUGCUUCGACCUCGACAGCAGCCGGUGCGUCUGCGACCAUCUCGACGCGCGGUCGCGAUGUGGAGCACGACUACCACAAGAUGGUCGGCGGCAAGGACGAUCUGUCGCACUUCAUCAAGCGCGUCCAGUUCAAGCUCCACGACACGUAUGCGCAGCCGACGCGCAACAUCGACAAGCCGCCGUACUCCGUGACCGAAACGGGAUGGGGCGAAUUCGAGAUCCAGAUCAAGAUCUUCUUUGUGCCCGAAGCCAACGAGAAGCCCAUCACGCUGUUUCACCAUCUCAAGCUGCAUCCCUGGCUGGCGUCAGUCGCAGCAGUACAGUCCGAACAGCCACCAGCACCUUCGAUCCCUGCGCCGCUUCCGCCGGCAGACACCUCGGCACCGACCACAGCCACAGACGCUGCGGAAGCGACCCCGACAGUAACCACAGAGACGUCCGCAGAAUCCACCAAAGAGCAGCCCGAGACGACAGAGAUGGAUGUGGAUCCGGUCAGCAGUUCCAACGGCACCGAGACGGGCAUGCAGUCCGAGGCGGCGGGUGGAUCUGGCACUGCGAUCACGGCGCCUGCAGUGCCCAAACCGGCGCUUCCGCCCGUGGUGCAUUCGUGGCAGUACGACGAGAUCGUGUUCCCGGAGCCGAUGGAGGCGUUCUAUGACAUUCUGUCCACGCAUCCGCCCACGCAGCUCGCGGUGACCUCGGCGCUGGCGUUUGUGGACCCGGCCGCCUACCGCUCGUACCAGUAUGCGCUGAGCGAGGCGGACAAGGGUGCGAGCAGCGGGCCGGCGCCGAUCCCGCCGCAUCCGCUGCACACGCCCACAGGUUAUCUGUUUGAUGCGCUCUCGCUCGAGGCACAGCAGGCCGAGGGCGAUCGCUUGGACAUGGCAAGGGUCGCGGCGAUUCGCGACCUCGAGUCGGGGAGAGAGCAGCUGAUUCGCGCAGAAAAGGCGCUCAAGGACGCACGGAAUCGCAUCACGACGCUCAACAAUGCGCUCAUCGCCUCCGCCACCGCUUCCAACACUGCACCGGGAGUACCGGCGAAUGGUGCAGCGCAGCAGGCCAAGUAG
This is a messenger RNA of Moesziomyces aphidis, 1344 nucleotides long. NCBI's taxonomy places the organism in Eukaryota, Fungi, Basidiomycota, Ustilaginomycetes, Ustilaginales, Ustilaginaceae. The record is from the annotation of a GenBank genome assembly.